Solanum verrucosum is the source of this 6702-nucleotide messenger RNA. RefSeq lists its product as uncharacterized. Gene Ontology annotation, molecular function: ADP binding. The transcript is spliced from 3 exons. Lineage: Eukaryota; Viridiplantae; Streptophyta; Magnoliopsida; Solanales; Solanaceae. The record is from RefSeq and is a predicted model, not a curated record. Gene Ontology annotation, biological process: defense response to other organism.
AUGGAAAAAGAAGGAAAGCCAUCGGAGCUGCGACUUGAGGAAAAAAGAAGAAGAAUCAGGAAUCUUGUUGAUGAUUUCUUGAAUGGGUUGAAGAAAAUAAAGAAUGAAGAAGAAGUAUUCAUUUAUUCAAAAUGGGAUGGCAUUAAAGAGCUAAGAAUGGAAGUGAGAUAAUUAAGAACAUUUGUCCUGUUUGGGGAUUCAAGUUUGGACGAUGACUUUUAUUACUGGAUGUCCAAGAAAAUAAACAAGUUCAGUGUUAUGACUCGGCGAUUACUUAAUGAUGAAGUAAUUCUAGAGAAAUACAACAUGGAUAGUCUUGUCCCUCUGCUGCUGGAAGAGAUACAAAGUUAUUUGAGUUUGAAGAAUGAUAAUUAUGUAGCAAUGACGACAGAGGAGAAAAUGUUUGAAUACCUCUUCACAAACCUUCAUGAUCUACCAAUCAAAAUUUCUUAUUUGGAUGAUGACUUUAUUUGCAGGAUGUCCGAGAAAAUAAACAUUCUUCUCCAAGUAUUCCGUCGUCUGACAGAUUUCUAUCCUAUCCUCCUGGCCAACAAAACAACUACUACUCAAUAUCUCUUUCUUCCCUUCCAAGUCAUUGCUGAUAGAGUUAUGCGAUUCUAUUUUCGUAUUUGGAAUGGAAAGUAUAAACUCUAUAAACACUCUCAUUGCUCUUCCAAGAUCACUUCUCUACUCAUCGACAUAAUCCCUCUGGAGCUGGAGGUUUUAUACAUUUCUACUUCUAAGCUCAUCAAAGAAUCAACGUCAAGAGAACUAAAACAGUUUGUCAAGCAAAUCGUAAAAGCAUCUCCAAGGAUUCUUCAAAAUCGUCUCAUUCAUCUCCAAGGACGCAUGGCUGGUGCUGUCAAUUAUGCUCCAACUCAAAGCAUUAAUGUCAUGAUCGAGUUCCUAUUGAUCUUUCUCACAGAUAUACCAAAGCGCUUUAUCCAUCCUGACAAAUUGAACGAUAUGUUGGCACAUGUCGGACUACUUACAAGGAAGAUAUCUAUUCUGAUGGAGGAGAGCUCUGAGAAUAAUAUCAAUGAAGCGGACUUUUCAGCUCCAGACUUGUUGCAAGAAAUUGAACGAAUGAGGGGAGAUAUCAAACAGAAUUUUUUGAAAUCCCCGGAUGAGUCAUCUCAACUUCGCUUUCCUAUGGACGAUGGUUUCCUCUUCACGAAUCUUCUACUCAGACAUUUAAAUGAUUUGCUCAUUUCCGAUGCUUAUUCAGUUUCUCUCAUAAAGAAAGAAAUUGGGAUGGUAAAAGAAAGCCUUGAAUUCAUAAGAUCAUCUUUCAAGAAAGUCAGGCAAACAUUGGAUGACAGUACUAGUGGAGUAGUUAAAGAUUGUUGGUUGCGUGCUUUAGAUGUGGCAUACGAGGCAGAACAUGUCAUUAAUUCCAUUCUUGUCAGAGAUAAAGCUCUCUCACAUCUCCUCUUCUCACUUCCGAAUGUCACUAAUAAGAUCAAACUUAUCGUGGCAGAAGUCACAUGUUUACAGCUGGAAGAUAAGAAUGGGGAUGACCCCCUUGAUGCAAAGUCUUCCUACGAGCCAAUUGAGUCAACCUCGUCAUCUUUUGUUGAGGUAACAGUUGGUCAUGAAGAAGAUGAAUUCAAGAUGAUUGACCAGCUCCUUCAUAAACAUGAAUCUGAGCUUGAUGUCAUUUCCAUUGUCGGAAUGCCAGGACUCGGUAAAACUACUCUGGCCAAAAAAGUGUAUAACAAUACAUUAGUUGCUAGUCAUUUCAAUGUUCGUGCUUGGUGCACUGUUUCCCAUAAGUAUAACAAGUCAAAGGUGUUGCGGGAGAUUCUUCAGCAAGUUACUGACUCGGGAGGAAAAGAAAGUGAGGAUGACCUUGCUGACAAGCUACGAGUAGCACUGUACGAUAAAAGGUACCUCAUCGUCUUGGAUGAUGUGUGGGAUAUUGCAACAGGGGAGAUGUUAAUAGCAUGUUUUCCAAAGGUUGAGAGAGGAAAUAGAGUUAUCUUAACUAGCCGAAGUAGUGAGGUAGGUUUGAAAGUUAAAUGCCAUAGUGAUCUUCUCCGCCUUCAACUUUUAACACUUGGAGAAAGUUGGAAGUUAUUCGAAAAAAUGGUAUUUGGAAAAGGAAGCUGCCCUGCUGAACUGUUGGAUGUUGGACAUCAAAUAGUUGAGAAAUGCCAAGGGCUUCCUUUGGCUGUUGUUUUGAUUGCUGGAGUAAUUGUUAGAGGAAAGAAAAAGGAAAAGGAUUUGUGGCUUAAAAUUCAACAUAAUCUGGAUUCCUUUGUUUCUGCCAACAACAAUUUAGAGAUUAUGCAAUUAAGUUAUGACCAUUUACCAGACCACCUAAAGCCGUUGUUGCUUUACUUUGCAAGAUCUCGAAAGAGCAAGCGAACUCCAGUCUCUAAGUUGAUGCAGUUAUGGAUGGCUGAAGGGUUUGUGGAUCAUGAUAUUCUAUCUAAGUGUAGUUUAGAGGAAGCAACUCAAAGAUACUUGGAUGCUUUAGUUUCCAGUAGCCUGAUAAUGGUGGAUCAUAUGCUCUACAAUAAGAAUAUGACUUUUUCUGUUAGGAUCAAGGUUUGCUAUGUACAUGAUGUUGUGCACGAUUUUUGUUUAGUAAAAGCGAAAAAGGAAAAGUUUCUCAAGUUAAUGAAUCCAGGUGCUCGAUUUCAUACUUCUGAUUUCCUACACCAUCGUCUAACCAUUCAUACUGAGAAUGGCCAACUCCACAAAAAAUGUGUUUUGUUCAAUUCUAAAAAGUGUUCAGCUGGUAGUAAGCAUCUCAUAUCUUUGAAAGUUAGCGGUUCGCCUCUUAACUUGCUCCAGUAUGACUGUCACACAAGACCCUUUGGACUUGUUAGAGUGUUGCAACUGGAUAACAUUGUUUUGGAUGAUUCUUUAAUGGAAGAAAUAGGGUCCCUAUUUCAUUUGAGGUUCUUAAGGAUUCAUACUCGAGAUGUAAAAGCUAUCCCAGUGUCGUGGUUGAACCUCCAGAAUUUGGAAACUCUGUUGAUCAAUACGUUGCCAUAUUACACCAUGGUUUUACUGCCCAGAAUAUUAAAACUGUCAAAGCUGAAACAUGUGAAAAUUGACAGGAGUUGUUUCUUUGAAGAGGAAGGGGAGGAGGACAAUAUCCAAAGUAGAAUAUUGGAAGGUGAGAAUUCAAAGCUGACAACUUUAUCCCAUGUUUAUAUCUCAUAUUCUGAAGGCACGAAUGAUGCUCUGAAGAAGUUCCCAAAUCUUCAGCACCUUCAGUGCACCAUCAAGGAACCGACAAAUCCUCCUACACACGGCGAUUGGUUUCCCAAGUUUUAUGUCCUUAACAAACUUGAAUCACUCUUUGUAAAAUACUACAACGUAUGGAUUGAUGAUGUUUUUCCCAAUGAAUAUCACUUCCCUAGCAGCUUGAAAGAGUUACGGUUGGAUAAUUUUGUCAUGAGACCUGCUUUGUUGUCAGCAAUCACGGCAUUGCCUCAGCUUGAAAUUCUGGAGAUUAAGUGCUCUGAUUUCGUGGAGUAUAAGUGGGAUGCAAGUGAGGACAUCUAUCAAAGUCUUAAGACUUUGCGUUUGGAAAAUACCGAAUUAUCAGAAUGGGAAGUUGAUAGGGAAACUUUUCCCAAGCUUGAGGAAUUAAUACUAGAACAUUGUGACAUGCUUACGGAGAUCCCUUGUGCAUUUGCGGAUAUAGAAACUUUAAAGUCCAUUCAUUUAAUGAGUAUGAACCGUGAGGUUGAAGAUUCAGCCAUUGAGAUUAAGAAACAGAUAAUAGAUUUCGCAGGAGAGGACAGACUUCAAGUCCAUUUAUCAGGUGUGUUGUAUGAAUUAGAAGCUGAAGAAGAGGAUCAAACAGAGCUUCCAUUUGAGGAAGAAAGAAGAAGAAUCAACAAUCAUAUCGAUGAUUUCUUGAAUGGCUUGAACAAAAUAAAGAAUGAAAAAAUAAUUGCUUCAUCAAAAUUGGAUGACAUUGAAAAGCUAAGAAUGGAAUUGAGAUUCCUAAGCACAUUUGUUCUGUUUGGGAAUUCCAGUUUGGAUUACUUUUAUUCCAGCAUGUCCGAGAAAAUAGACAAGUUCGAUGAACUUAGUUGCUCACUUUUCUAUCAAGAUGAAGAUGAUAAAUUAAUCCUAGCGAAAUGCGACAUGGAAUGUCUUGCCCCUCUGCUGCUGGAAGAGAUGAAAAGUUAUUUUUUGAGUUUGGAGAAUGAUUAUUAUGUUGCCAUGACGACUGAAGGGAAAAUGUUUCAAUAUCUCUUCAGACACCUUCAUGAUCUACCAAACUAUCGUGCUAAUUUGCUUCUCCCCUGGAUGAGUGACUUCAAGAUUCUUCAGCAAGUAUUCCGACAUCUGAGAGAUUUCUAUCCUAUCCUCAAGGCCAACAAAGCACACACUGAAUAUCUCUACCCUUGGCUCCAAUUGACUGAUGAUAGAGUAACACAAUUCUGUUUUGAUCUUUGGACUGGAGAGUAUAAACGAUAUUAUGAUGGUUACGAGGUGUGUGAAGACGUCUCUCAAUGCUCUUCCAAGAUUGCUUCUCUACUCAUCGACAUAAUCCCUCUUAAGCUGGAGGUUUUAUACAUUUCUACCUCUAAGCUCAUGAAAGAAUCAAGGUCAACUGAACUAGAACGGUUUGUUAAGCAAAUCCGAAAAGCAUCACCAAGGAUUCUUCAAAAUUAUCUGAUUCUUCUCCAAGGACGCAUGGCAGGUGCUGUAGCUGUCAAUUACGCUCCAACUCAAAGCAUUAAUGUCAUGAUAGAGUUCCUAUUGAUCUUUCUCACUGAUAUACCAAAGCGAUUUAUCCAUCAUGACAAAUUGAAUGAUAUGUUGGCACAUGUUGGGCUACUUACUAGGAAGAUAUCUAUUCUGGUGAAGGAGAGCUCUGAGAAUAAUAUCAAUGAAGCGGACAUUUCAGCUUCAGACUUGUUGCAAGAAAUUGAACAAAUGAAGCGAGAUAUUAGACAGAUUUUUUUGAAAGCUCCAGAGUUAUCUCAACUUUGCUUUCCUAUGGAUGAUGGUUUCCUCUUCAUGAAUCUUCUACUCAGACAUUUAAAUGAUUUGCUCAUUUCCAAUGCUUAUUCAGUUUCUCUCAUAAAGAAAGAAAUUGGGAUGGUGAAACAAAGCCUUGAAUUCAUAAGAUCAUCUUUCGAGAAAGUCAAGCAAACAUUGAAUGACACUAGCCAAGUAGUUAAAGAUUGUUGGGUGCGUGCUUUAAAUGUGGCAUAUGAGGCAGAACAUGCCAUUAAUUCCAUUCUUGUCAGAGAUAAUGCUCUCUCGCAUCUCAUCUUCUCACUUCCGAGUGUCACUGAUAAGAUCAAGCUUAUCGUGGCACAAGUCACCAGUUUACAGCUGGAGGAUAAGAAUGGGGAUCACCCCCUUGAUGCAAAGUCUUUCGUCGAGCCAAUUGAGUCAACCUCAUCACUUUUUGUUGAGGUAACAGUAGGUCAUGAGAAAGAAGAAUCCAAGUUCAUUGGCCAGCUCCUUAAUCAACAUGAAUCUGAGCUUGAUGUCAUUUCGAUUGUCAGAAUGCCAGGACUCGGUAAAACUACUCUGGCCAACAAAGUGUAUAACAAUACAUUAGUCGCUAGUCAUUUCAAGAUUCGUGCUUGGUGCACUGUUUCCCAAAAGUAUAACAAGUCAAAGGUGUUGCAGGAGAUUCUUCAGCAAGUUACUAGCUCUGAAGUAAAAGGAAGGGAGGUUGACCUUGCUGAAAAGCUACGAAGAGCACUGUACGAUAAAAGGUACCUCAUCGUCUUGGAUGAUGUGUGGGAUAUUGCAACAGGGGAGAUGUUAAUAGCAUGUUUUCCAAAUCUUAAGAGAGGCGAUAGAGUUAUUUUAACUAUCCAAAUUAGUAAGGUAGGUUCGCAAGUUAAAUGUCGUACUGAUCCUAUCGACCUCCAAGUUUUAACACCUGAAAAAAGUUGGGAACUAUUCGAAAAAAGGGUAUUUGGGGAAGGAAGCUGCCCUGCUGAACUGUCAAAUGUUGGACACCAAAUAGUUAAGAAAUGUAAAGGACUUCCCUUGGCUAUUGUUUUGAUUGCUGGAGUAAUUGUUAGAGGAAAGAAAAAGGAAAAGAAUUUGUGGCUUAAGAUUCAACAUAAUUUGGAUUCCUUUAUUUCUACAAACAUCAAUUUGCAGAUGAUGAAGGUUAUGCAAUUAAGUUAUGACCAUUUACCAUGUCACCUGAAGCCGUUGUUGCUUUACUUCGCAAGAUCUCAAAAGAACAAACGAACUCCGAUCUCUAAGUUAAAGCAGUUGUGGAUGGCCGAAGGGUUUGUGGAUCAUGAUAUCCGAUCCAAGAGUAGUUUAGAGGAAGCAACUCAAAGUUACUUGGAUGCUUUAGUUUCCAGUAGCCUGAUAAUGGUGGAUCAAAUCCCCUCCAAGAAGAGUAUGCCUUUUUCUGUUAGGAUCAAGGUUUGUUAUGUGCAUGAUGUUGUGCACGAUUUUUGUUCAGAAAAAUCCAAAAAGGCAAAGUUUUUCAAGUUAAUGAAUCCAGGUGCUCGAUAUCAUGCUUCGGAUUACCUACAUCAUCGUCUAACCAUUCAUACUGACGAGAGUCAACUCAACAAAAAAUGUGUUUUGUUCAAUUCUAAUAAGUGUUCAGCUGGUAGUAAGCAUCUCAUAUCUUUGAAAGUUAGCGGUUCACUUCUUAACUCAGCUAUAUCUGCCAUACAAGACCCUUUGGACUUGCUAGAGUGUUGCAACUGGAUAGCAUUAUUCUGGAAGAUUCUUUAA